AUGGCCGCAAAAGUCUUCCCACGACUCACCAUCUUCCCCCUUCUGCUCCUCAUUUCUUUCCUCAUCCCCUCUUCCCAUGGGGGCACCAUCUCCAUCUAUUGGGGUCAGAAUAAAAACGAAGGCAGCUUGGCCGACACUUGCAACUCCGGCAACUACGGCAUUGUCAACAUAGCUUUUUUAUCCAAAUUUGGCAAUGGUCAAACUCCAGUCCUUAACCUCGCCGGCCACUGUGACCCGGCUGCCGGUACCUGUACUGGCUUGAGCAGCGACAUCAAAGCUUGUCAGGCUAGCGGGAUCAAGGUAUUACUCUCCAUUGGUGGUGACAGUGCCAGCUACUCCCUCAGCUCAGCCGAGGACGCCCGGAGCGUAGCAAACUACUUGUGGAACAACUUUCUCGGUGGCAACACGGGCGCUGGGCCGCUAGGUGAUGCUGUGCUGGACGGGAUUGACUUCGACAUCCUGGGCGGCACCCCCGACCACUGGGAUGACCUAGCCAAGGCUUUAUCAGGUUUCAACCAAGGAAAGAAGGUCUACUUAGCCGCAACCCCACAGUGCCCAUUCCCAGACAAAUGGCUAAACGGUGCACUUUCCACCGGCCUUUUCAACCACGUCCAAGUCCAAUUCUACAACAACCCUCCCUGUCAAUACGCAGACAAUAGUGCCGACAAUCUCAAAAAGUAUUGGAACCAGUAUUGGACGACCAUUCAAGCCGAGAAAGUGUUCCUGGGGUUGCCCGCAGCUCCGGAAGCUGCCGGCGGUGGCUAUAUUGCCCCUAACGUGCUGGUGUCUGAUGUUCUUCCAGAUAUUAAGGGUUCUUCUAAGUAUGGAGGUGUGAUGCUUUGGAGCAAGUUUUAUGAUAAGGGGUAUAGCUCGGCUAUCAAAUCCAGUGUUUAAAAUGCUUUUUAAUUCCUUUGAAUAAGUGACCCCUCUUGGAGUUUAUGGAACAGUGAAAAUAAAUGUUACUUAUCAGGUUUGAAUAAAAUUAAUUUCUUCAUGAUCAAAAUGCUGUAUUCUCAAUCAUUUAUAUUAAUAUAAACU
This is a messenger RNA of Diospyros lotus (date-plum), 1038 nucleotides long. Its product is annotated as acidic endochitinase-like. Gene Ontology annotation, cellular component: extracellular region. NCBI's taxonomy places the organism in Eukaryota, Viridiplantae, Streptophyta, Magnoliopsida, Ericales, Ebenaceae. The record is from RefSeq and is a predicted model, not a curated record. The coding region runs from base 1 to 894 and encodes 297 amino acids. Gene Ontology annotation, molecular function: chitinase activity. The transcript has 2 exons. Gene Ontology annotation, biological process: carbohydrate metabolic process.